AUGCGCACCAAUCUCCUCUUUUUCCUCGUAAUCACGGGGUUCGUUGCCAGGUCAUCAGUCGCAGAUGAUGUGUACAAGCCGUAUAUCGUCCACAUGGACACAUCAGCAAUGCCGGCCUCCUUCUCCACUCAGGCCCGAUGGUAUCAAUCCUUACUGUCCUCCAUCGGAUCACCACCUGAAAGGCCCCCGAGGCUCCUCUAUGUCUAUCGCCACGUCAUCAAGGGCUUCAGUGCCAUGCUGUCUGGGUCCUACCUCCAGCAGCUUCAGACGAUGCCAGCUCAUCUCGCAACGCACCCGGAUUCAUAUGACACGCUCCACACGACCCGCACUCCUAGUUUUUUGGGACUGAAUAAACAGACCGGGCUCUGGCCUGUUGGAAAAUUCGGCAAUGACACGAUAAUCGGGAUCAUUGAUACUAGAAUUUGGCCAGAGAGCAAGAGCUUUGAUGAUAAGGGGAUGCCUCCAGUACCUGAAAGGUGGCGGGGUGCGUGUGAAGCUGGAGUAGAAUUCAGUAUUUCAAAUUGUAAUAGGAAGCUGAUAGGUGCCCGCUCAUUCAGCAAGGGCCUAAAGGAGCAUGGCUUAAACAUCUCAGAGAUCAAUGACUAUGAUUCUCUGAGAGAUUACGCGGGCCAUGGGACCCACACGGCCUCUACUGCUGCGGGUUCCCCUGUUUUCGGUGCCGAUUACUUUGGUUAUGCCAAGGGAACUGCAGUUGGCAUGGCUCCUAUGGCCCGAUUGGCCAUAUAUAAAGUGUCGUGGGCUACAGAAACAUUUGAAUCAGCAGCCACAGACGUGUUAGUAGGCAUGGAUCAGGCAAUGGAAGAUGGAGUGGACCUUAUGUCUCUAUCUCUGGGUUUUCCGCAGACACCCUUCUUUGACAACGUGAUUGCUCUCGGGGCCCUUGCUGCCACCGAGCAGGGAAUCUUCGUCUCAUGCUCUGCUGGGAAUGACGGGCCGGAAGCCUACACCAUCUUCAAUGGUGCACCAUGGAUAACCACGGUGGGUGCAAGUACCUUAGACCGCGGUUAUGCAGCUUCAGCCACUCUGAGAGGAGAGGGCAAUGAUACAACCAAAGUUUUAGGACUGUCGUUCUACCCUGAGAGCAUCUUGAUUUUUGAUGAUCCCCUAUACUACGGCAAAGGGAAUACCAGUAAGGAGAUUUGCUCCUCCAACUCACUUGACGCAUCUAAGGUUGCCGGAAAAAUUCUGUUUUGUUCUUAUAACAAGGAGUCUGACGCUUUCACUCAGAUAUACGAAGCGAAUCGAUCAAGCGCCAAGGCUGUGAUCCUGGUUUCUGACUUAGGGCUUACCUUUAGGCCCAAUUAUUUUUACUUUCCGGCGGUCGCAUUUGGGUUGAAAGAUGGCGAGAUAGUGAAGGACUUCGUGACCAAGACAGUGAACACUACGGCUGAUAUCAAGUUCCAAAUCACAGUCUCUCAUCAAAAGCCCGCACCACAAAUUGUGUACUUCUCAUCACGAGGCCCCUACAGUAUAACUCCUGGAUUACUGAAACCCGAUGUGGUGGCACCUGGGGUAAAUGUCUUAGCUGCUUGGAUGCCUAAAAGAAAAGCUGCAGUAGUCGGGUCAUAUCACUUAGUCUCUGAUUAUACGCUUCUAUCGGGCACAUCCAUGUCAUCCCCUCAUGUUGUGGGAGUGGCUGCAUUGCUACGAGCGGUGCACCCAGACUGGAGUGUGGCUGCUAUACGCUCUGCGCUCAUGACCACUGCAUACACCAUAGACAACACUUAUGGCCCCAUCUUGGACAUGACCACUAGGAUUGGUGGGACCCCCCUGGACUAUGGUUCGGGGCACAUACACCCUAACAAGGCCAUGGAUCCAGGGCUCAUUUACGACUUGGGUGUGCAAGAUUACAUUCACUUUGUGUGUUCGUUGAAUUAUACCCAAGAACAGGUUAGGAUUAUCACUAGAAGAUCAGAUUACACUUGCACCACAUCAAACUUUGACAUCAACUAUCCAUCGUUCAUGGUCAUCUUGUACAACAACAUCUCAUCGCAAACAUUCAAGAGGGUAUUGACGAAUGUCCAGGAUUUGCCAGCAGCGUAUCAUGUGGUGGUGGAGGCCCCUUUUGGAAUGAAUGUGACUGUGGAUCCACAAGUGCUAUCAUUCGGUCCCAAAGGUAGCACACAGGCUUUCACUUUGAGGGUGGAGGUUGAUUUAGCGGGUAUGAGACCAGGGGGUGAGUACAUAGGUAAUUAUGGGCACCUAAGUUGGAUAGAUAAGGCACAGAAGCAUGUGGUGAGAAGUCCCAUUGUGUCAGCAUUUCCACAUUAA
Messenger RNA from Amborella trichopoda, 2292 nucleotides. NCBI's taxonomy places the organism in Eukaryota, Viridiplantae, Streptophyta, Magnoliopsida, Amborellales, Amborellaceae. The record is from RefSeq and is a predicted model, not a curated record.